UUUACCCUCCAACAUGGCCUCAAGGAGACCCCCGUAUUUAGGCACGUCUUCGCCGAGGACUGCGGCAUCUCGUCAGGAGAGGCACUCCGACUGAAUAAGACGUUUAAAAAGUUUGCGACAGAAACGCUGAGAGAACCGUGUAUUCGCGCGCGUGGACGUGCACGCGCCCGUGUCUCCUCCUGUGAUUGUGGGGAACGGGAUUUGAAAGUGGGAACCCGGCGUGCUUCUGUCGUGCGUAGACUCGGUUGUUUUUAAAUAAACCUAAGGAAAUCUUCUGGUGCCGCCACAGCACCGCCGGGACCCCCUGAGCUACAGCCGCUGUGAUGGAUGCAGAGGUGGUCCUGCAGGAGGAGGACCUGGAGGGCUCGUGGACGCUGCUGUCCUGGCUGGCGUCGCUGGUCAUGGUGUUCGGAGGAGCUCUGCCCUACGUGCCGCAGUUCCAGGAGAUCCAGAGAAGCGGAAACACCGAGGGCUUCUCCACCCGAGUGUGCCUGGUGCUGCUCGUCGCCAACAUCCUGCGCAUCUUCUUCUGGAUCGGGAAGCAGUUUGAGCUGACGCUGCUGCUUCAGAGUGUGGUGAUGAUCCUCACCAUGUUUGCCAUGCUGCACCUCUGCUGCGCCGUCCAGAACACCAACCGAGUGAGCACCAAGCAGCACCGGCUCGCAGACUUGAACUUGCAGUACUUCUGGAAAUGGAGCGCGUUCGAGGACUACCUGCUCUUCUGCUUCGGCCUCACCGUGCUGUGUGCAGUGGUCACGCUGCUGCUGCUGGACUCGGCCGUGUUCGUGGAGACUCUGGGCUCUCUGGCCGUGAUGUUUGAAGCCAUGCUGGGUCUCCCGCAGCUCCUGCAAAACUUCCAGAACCACUCCACCAAAGGCAUGAGUGUGAAGAUGGUGCUGCUGUGGACGGCCGGCGACGUCUUCAAGACCACCUACUUUGUGAUAAACGAAAGCCCGGCUCAGUUCUGGGCUUGUGGUUCCGUCCAGAUCCUGAUCGACGUGGCCAUCCUGCUCCAGGUGCUGCUUUACAGCCAAGACACGCGAGUCAAGCUGGGCUGAGGGCGGCUGAGAAGCAGGAAAGUCCAGGAGCCCUCAAGUAGAACCCGGGCAGAUGUUCAGUGAAAACCAAAGUCUGCAUUAGAAUGUCAUUCAGUGAUCAGCCUUGACUCAAAGUAAUGUCAAAAAAAGAAGAAAAAGUUUACAUCCAAGUGCCAAUAGGAAACAAACUCAGCCUUGAACAAAUUCACCAACAUUUUCUAUCAAGCUUUAAAGGCAACAUGCUGUAAGUCUGGUAAGGCAGCUUUUUCCAAAGCUUUUUAUUAUAUAUUUUAUUAGUGUUAUUUAUUUCCCUCAUUAUGUGGCUUCCUGAUGUGCGGUGAACAUGGAAGCCGUGAGGGGGAAGCAUCACUCACGCUGGCAGCUCGCUAACAGCACAUCUCUGCCGCUGUAAUGGUAACUGUACGCGUCCGUCCUGCCCCGGCGGCCCUGCGCUGGAAUCCACUGCCUGAGUGAUGACUUCCCCGUUUGGCACUCCUCACUUCACUGGACUGCUCUCAUGGCGUGUAGAGAGAGAGAGAGAGAGAGAGAGUGUGUGUGUGUGUGUGUGUGUGUGUGUGUGUGUGUGUGUGUGUGUGUGUGUGUGUGUGUGUGUGUGUGUGUGUGUGUGUGUGUGUGUGUGUGUGUGUGUGUGUGUGUGUGUUAAUGUGUGUGUGGAUUUGAUAUUGAUUUUUGCCGUUGGCAUACCGCACCAAGCCAAAACCACAGCACACACACACACACACACACACGCGCACACACACACACACACACACACACACACACACACACACACACACACACACACACACACACACACACACACACACACACACACACUCGAGGUGUUAAACACACAGGCCAUCCGUCUGCAUACGAUGAGUUCAUGUUGCUUUCUGGUUUGAUUGACAACCAAAGCAUUUCUCUCACAUAGGAAACCAGAAUCUUUAGAAUGCUGCGGUGUGUUUCACUGCAACCAAAAUGUUUUUAUAGACCCUAAAAAAAAAUGCGUCAAACUCCAGGUCAGCUUGACAUGACCUUAACGUGACAGUAUUAAUGAAUACAUUUAUACAUUUGUACCUUUAUUUAUUGCCUCCUGGCUUUGUGGUAUAUGUUCCCCUGUUCUUCAAACACAAAGAAAAGAAAAUACUCAGAACCAUAAAAUCUUAUGUUUAUAAUGAACCUGCCAGCAGUGUCUGGAAGUGAAUUUAUUCACUUGUUACAACCUGGAAUCCAGACUUAGAGCUGAUUGCAUUUAGCCUAAAAGAGUUACAGUGACUUGGAAUACCAGCUUAUAUUAUGUUGUGAUAUGAGUUUUUCAGGCAGCUUAAAGCAUUCAUAAACGCUCUUCAGGUAGAAAAAUGGAUGAAUUCCAGUAAAUACUGUGAACAAUUUCACUGCAGAUGUCAUUCAUUCAGUUCAGUAAGUGAAACCUCAAAGAGAUUAGCUUCAAGAACAUGAGAAUCAUCCCUCUCAAAACUGAAAUCUCAUAUGAACGACUUAGAAAAAGAUAGUUCAGUCUGUGGAUCUGAAUGUAUAAAUCAUGAAAAGAAAGACUAUGGCUGGAGAAUAGAUUAGUUUUGUGUAUUAUAGAGAAGAAUGUUCACAACUUUUUUGUGUGUUGAGCUCAGUGUACUUCUGUGAUUGUUUUGGCAGCAUCGCCAUCUAAACGCUCACAGUCACUGAUAAGAUUCAGCUCUGAUUCGUUUGUUACGCCAACACAUUUCUGACUGUUGCCCCGUCCUGGUUUCAGCUGGUUCACAUUUCGCUGAUGUGUAAAUCAAACCACAGUAGAGCCAGAUGUGGAGGAGCACUGCUCCAGGCGAACAGGGAUCACCUGCUUUGUGCACGUAAGGUGCAAUAUUUACAUGAACAACCUGUAAAAAUACGACUACACUCCUCAUAAAGAUGACACGAGCACGUAAAUGAUAGCAGGGAAAUGCAUAUCCCACUAUGAUCACACGUCCAGAGAGUCUGAAAUGUACCUUAAAGUCCUCCAUAUUUGCAUUAAAGAACCGCUGCACAAUAUCAGGUGAACACUUGAAUGUUUGUUUUUGGCAUUAAAAAUCAACUGAGAUCAUUACUGUUUAUGAAUUAAGUCACUGAACAUUUGUGAAUUUUAACAUUUAAAAUACUGAAAAGUAUUAAAACAUAAUUUACUGUCAAUCAUGAUUUCAUUGCAAUAACAACAAGCUGCCAGUAUGAUGUGUAGUGCUGCUUUAAAACCGUCUGUGCAAAUGCACAUACACACACACACACACACACACACACACACACUGUCACCUUCAUAAAUACUGAGCAUUGAAAUUAAAUGUUGAGACCAAUCCAUGCCCUGAACACUCAAAACAACAGAAAGCUGUGAAAAACAUUUGCUUUCAGGCACGUCUACAAACAAACGUGUGUACGCAUGCACAAAAAAUCUACCGAGUGACGAAAUGUUGAAACUAAUGCAAUAUUGAAACGGUAAGAAAACACUGCCAGUGGCGCUCCAUUUGCCGGCGCAUGGUUCACGUGAAGUGCACGAGUGUUUUCUGCUCACACUGUUCUCCCUGCGGUGGCGGCUAAGUUGUGGGCAGCAUUAAGUCCUUUACGUCUCAUUAGCGCGCCUGCCGCUGCGUUUCCCUGCCUGCCGUGUUUCAGCUCACUCAUCCAGAGUGCUGAUGGACGCCGCCUCCGUCUAAUCGGUCUGCAAGGGAAAUCACCGCCAUUAUGGAAACACCGAAACUUGAUUCAGCCUGUCCAACCUCCCAAAAGUGCCAAAAAAAAAAAAAGAAAUGUUCAUGCAUUUUUUAUAUGAAGGCUUUCCUUAUAAUUGAAACACUAAUUUAAUUGUGUCGCCUGAAGGUGUGCUGCGGUUCCUUCUCCUAUGUCUCCUUAGCUGCGUCUUCCAAAACCACUGCAGCAGCAGCAGCUGAUCAGCAGUCAGUGCACCUUUCCUUUCACUCCCCUCUGCAGGAUUUAAUUAAGUAAUAAAGCUACGUGCUUAUUAAGUCCUCCAGCCACCUUUUUAACCGGCCAGAUUGUGUCCAUCUGUUACUCCUUACCUGUCCUUCCUUCUCUGUGAGCGCAGCGUUCAGUCCACUCUGCGGUGGUUUGCUUGGAGCUUCGCCGUUCAGACAGUCUCUGCAUGCAGAAGCCACAAGACAGGUCAAAAUGCUAAUGAUUGCUAAUGUGUUUUUUUUUUUUUUCUGUGUUGCUCUCCGGUUUAUGUGUGUAUUCUUCAAAUCUUUUCAUCCCUGAGCCAUAUUGCGAGCUGGAUGUGUCUUAUCUGUGCCAUCUCUGCAUACCCGGGUUGUUUCGCAGUGGCAUUAUUUUUGUUUUACUCGGUCUUAUCACCAGAUGUGUAUCUGUAUAUGGUUUUCCCUCCGCUGAGCCUGGCAGCGUCACCUCCGCUGGCUUUAGUUUAGCAGCUGGGCGCCCUGUAGCCUCUGCUUCUCAAGGGUGGCGGAACAGAUUAACGCCAGCGCGGCCCGAGUGUGAUAAUCUCUCAAAUUCGCAUCGUGGCGAGCGCAUUGGCCGCCUCGCUGCUGCGGCGCCGAUAAGGUGGCUCCUCCGUCUUCCUCCCUGAUGCAACGCAGGUUGUGUAUUUCACCUGUUUUGACAUACAUUUUUAAUAAAGAGUUGCAGCGAUAACAGAAGCCAAAAAGUGCAUGUGAGAACUAGAGUCGAUGUUUUAUGUUCCUUCUCUUCAGGUGUUUUGUAAAAAAAAAAAAAGCAAAUGUAAACAAGCGUAGCAAACCAUAGAGACUAACUGUCUGAGAUUAUCUCACUGUCCACAUACGUUUUACUGUCUGAUGGCCACUGUGAAAUAUUUCAUCAUGUUGUUAUCUCAAAUAUAAAGUAUUUAUAUUGCA
Molecule: messenger RNA, 4888 nt
Organism: Salarias fasciatus (jewelled blenny)
Lineage: Eukaryota; Metazoa; Chordata; Actinopteri; Blenniiformes; Blenniidae
Product: PQ-loop repeat-containing protein 1-like
Exons: 5
Coding region: 324-1058 (244 amino acids)
Biological process (GO): retrograde transport, endosome to Golgi; phospholipid translocation
Cellular component (GO): endosome; trans-Golgi network
Source: RefSeq, a predicted model, not a curated record